GAAGUGGAGCCCCCCCCCAAAAAAAGAAACCGAACGAUCAAAACAUAAACAGAGCAGUAAACCUUGUGUGAACGCAGUUAGCUCUCUUUGUAGUUUGUCUUCUGCCAAAAGCCGUAACGCACGCAUUCCUAAUGUCGUGUACUCACGGUCGAGGGAUUCCCAGCCGAGGCACCUAGGUUAGGCCCAAUUGCUGAGCAGUCAGGUGGAGAAAAUAAAUCUGCAAUAAAGAUCAGGACUAAACUAAGAAGUACGCCUCGUCGGGCCUUCGGAUCGAGGUCGACGCGGACCAAACGGGGGCACAGAAUGUCUGAGGCUGACGGCGAAUCCACAGCGCCUCACGGUGGCUCGGAAGAAAAAGAGGAUCGACACGAGGGGACUAAUGCGUCCGGAAGCAAAGAUGGACAAACGCAGUCUUCUUCUUCUCGACACGCUCCCAAAGACACAGGAGAGGCAUCUGGAGACAAGCCAAUGUCAGAUGUGGAUGGAGAGGUGGGGGGAAACAGAGAGGCGGGGCAGGAGGACGAAGACACAGACAGCAUGGAUGGCCGCGGCCAUUACUACCUGACCGAGGACGGUGAAAGGGAGAGUGACGGGGGCAGGCGGAGGAGAGCAAAGGAUAAAGACGGCGGCAAAAGAGCUGCCAGAAAGCGGAAUAGACCCGGCGGUGGCCCGAACCUCAACACCAGCUCGGACGAGGACGACGAGGAGGAGGACGACGACGACGACAACGACGACGCUGUUGCCCACGACGACGACGACGAAGAAGACCACAAAGACGAAGACGACGACGACGAUGAAGACGACGACGAGGCCAUGGAGGCCUGGCUGGGAGCGGAGCUCAGCGACCUGCGCGGCCCCGUGUGGCAGGCGAUCCCGUCGCUCCGCUCCCGGGAGAUCGGCCGCGACGCCCACCAGUUUGUGAGGCGCGUGUGCGGGGCCCGCGGCCUCGUGCAGCGGCUGGAGCUCCAGGGCCGCCUGGAGAGGCACACGGGCUGCGUCAACACGCUGCACUUCAACCCCUCGGGCACGCGCCUGGCCUCGGGCAGCGACGACCUGCGGGUGGUGAUCUGGGACUGGGCGGUGCGCCGCGCCGAGCUGGAGUUUGACAGCGGCCACAAGAGCAACGUCUUUCAGGCCAAGUUCCUGCCCCACAGCGGAGACUCCACCUUGGCCAUGUGUGCUCGAGACGGUCAGAUCCGGGUGGCCGAGCUCUCCGCCACACAGCGCUGCAAGAACACCAAGCGGGUGGCGCAGCACAAAGGGGCGGCGCACAAGCUGGCCCUUGAGCCAGAUUCCCCUUGCUCCUUUCUGUCCGCUGGAGAAGAUGCUGUGGUGUUUGGUAUUGACCUGCGUCUGGACCGGCCUGCUAAUAAACUGGUGGUUGUAAAGGAAAGUGAUAAGAAAGUGGGGCUGUACACCAUCUUUGUCAACCCAGCAAAGACACAGCAAUUUGCUGUGGGCGGAAAAGACCAGUAUGUGAGGAUCUAUGACCAGAGGAAGAUCAACGAGAGUGAUAAUAAUGGAGUGCUGAAGAAGUUUUGUCCUUCACAUCUGGUAUCCAGUGAGUCCAAAACCAACAUAACCUGCCUUGUGUACAGUCACGAUGGCUCAGAGCUCCUGGCCAGUUACAAUGACGAGGACAUCUACCUGUUUGACUCCAACCACAGCGAUGGGGCGGACUAUCGGAGGAGAUACAAGGGACACCGCAACAAUGCGACAGUGAAGGGGGUGAACUUCUACGGGCCACGCAGUGAGUUUGUGGUGAGCGGCAGUGACUGCGGACACAUCUACCUGUGGGACAAGUACUCUGCUCGCAUCGUCCAGUUCAUGGAGGGAGACCGGGGGGGAGUGGUGAAUUGUUUGGAGCCACAUCCCAAUCUCCCCGGCAUGGCCACCAGUGGGCUGGACCACGACAUCAAACUGUGGGCCCCCACAGCCGAGAGCCCCACAGGACUAAAGGGUCUGAAAGAGGUGAUGAAGAAAAACAAGCGGGAGCACGACGAAGACAGCGUGCGCCACGGUGACCAGUACGACACCCAGCUGCUGUGGUUCCUGAUGAGACACAUGAGGAACAGGCGGCCCCAGAGGUUGCAGGCCCGCCGCGAGGGGGCAGACACAGACACGGACGAGUCCUGGAGCUCUCCGGAUUCCUCUGAUGAAGAGGAAGGAGGUCCAGACCACGUCCAGUGCAUGUCCUCCUGAGCACCACGCACACAUACUCGGACAUGUAAACAUACACACACACACACGUCAUUACCCUUUAAUUGUUGCACAUAGACAAGCACCCUUGACACAGUGGCAACUCAAACACACAAUGAGCCACUGGCGUUUUUUUUUGUUUCCUUUCUACACACGUACAAACUCACAGAUGUAAACGCACACACUAAAUGAAACGUACUUUUGGAAUUCAGAGUGACCGAGCUCAACGGCUGGCUUGUGAGUGUGCAAACGGCGACUACACACACACUUCUAGAAUCCUGAUUUUUGACUAUUGUACAAAGAGAUUUAGGGAAUGCUUUACAUCCCUAUAAACCACUCGAGAGGGGGGGGGGGGGGG
Pungitius pungitius (ninespine stickleback) is the source of this 2557-nucleotide messenger RNA. It is a transcript of the gene dcaf8, whose product is annotated as DDB1 and CUL4 associated factor 8. Lineage: Eukaryota; Metazoa; Chordata; Actinopteri; Perciformes; Gasterosteidae. The record is from RefSeq and is a predicted model, not a curated record. The transcript has 13 exons. Gene Ontology annotation, cellular component: Cul4-RING E3 ubiquitin ligase complex; cytoplasm. Bases 304 to 2202 code for a protein of 632 amino acids. Gene Ontology annotation, molecular function: protein binding.